GGGCCCAAGAGGAAGUGAGCAAUACUUUUUUUUGAGUUGUUGUUCUGUGUAAUGGCGUGGCCAGGGUGACUGCCCGUGCGUGAAAUGAGAUAUUCUGUUUACGGAAGUCCUUCCUUUACAGUCAGGUUCUUUUAGCAACUUUUUUCUUUGCCUUAUUUUAGUGGUGACCAGUUUGGUAUCUGGUACGUGUUUGUACGCAGUUCGAGAAAAUUCUGAAGGGAAAAUGAGGCAUGAAAUGUGAGAGAAAUAAAAGAAUAAACAGUACAAGUCAGAAUGAAGAUUCGAAACGAAGGCGGAGUGCUAGGAAAAUGUCAGCAUCGGGCUGAAUCAGCAUUAGAUCGCCAACCUCAGCUUGGAAAUAAUCGUGAGCGAUUGUCCAACGAACUUCUACACGUCCGUGAUUGUCCAUUGCCAGCAGAUGUUCUUUUGUCCUAAAGGGAGCUUUAAAAAAUAUAUAGCUGUACAUGACAAUGACCUGUGCACUUCGCAGCUGUCGGCAAGGUGGCAAAGUUCAGCUUGCACUGCAAGGAAAAAAAAAUGUCAGGCCUUGACUAAACUAUUGAUGAUUUGUUCUCGCGUGGUAACAGAAUUUUAUAAAACUUCUUGUAUUUUAAAAACUUUGAAUAGUUUGCGGUGAUGUUGGACGUGUUGACAGUGUUACACUAUUGAUACAGUAAGGAAAAGUCGCCAUCUUCCUUUUGUGCGGGACAGGCUUGCAACUGACACUGUCGUCUCUGCGUUCAGUGGAAUUUAGCCAGAAAAGUGUUUUGAGCUGGAGUUGACUACUGGGAGAGAACGGAGUAAACUUGAUGCUGAAGGUUGAAGACAAACUGGGGACGUCUCCACAAGCACGCCGGGGCUGGGAGGAGGACAGCAGUUAAAGCGUCUACUGUGCGCUGACCUAGAAGACCGCCAAAGCAGGUGCAUAUUGCAGCCCUUGGGCCGUCUGACCUCACGAGCGCUCUUGGGGCAAUACCCGCUGACACUGCCCCUACGUCGGUGGCCACCACUGACAUACCGCAACAGCCACCACAGAGAGAGAGCUUCAGAUAGCGUGUCGGCUUGCAGGGCCGCCAAUGCUGAAGGGACGCACACCCUUGGGUCCGAGAGAGAAUUAAGCGCCGUGGGCUUCUCAUCCUGUGACAAAUGGCAUUAAGCCAACCCCUUUCAAGCGAGGGUUUGUACAAACGAACAAAAGGGCUUGGUACCUUGUUUCACCCUGUCAGCUGUGCCAUGGCUUCGCCGAAACGGAUCGCAUUCACGGCUGGUUUUGGUACAUGAAGGAACGAGUGGAUGCUGCGAGUGCGGGUGAUCUGUAACAGUUCCACGUGGAGUAUAGAACACUGUGAUAACCUACACGCGGAGUCUGGAGACCCUGCGGGGAGUAGCUGUGCAGCGUGAGUGUAUUCUUACUGUGUCGUUACCGUAGAUAGAUCUUGUAUUGUUUCAUGUAAAAGCUGUGUAAUCAAGAUGUGAACAAAGUGAAUAAGGUGUUAUCUAGUCAUUUUUAUUCACAUAGCUUUCACGUGGAUGCUGUAGCGAGCUGUGGGUGUGCGAAACACAACGGGUUGAGUUUUCAUUAGGAAUUUUCCUGAAAUACUUUUGCUCGCGCGGCCAAGCUUUGUAUUAUAAAAUUGUAGCUAGGUUUCUUGCUCCUUGCGUAAUAAAUCUGCCGGACGCUACCAACCUUAAAAAAAAAAAAAUCUUGAAAUUCCUCGAGUAGAGUGUCGAGAUCCCGUUUCUGGGUCUCAGCCAAAAAGAACCUUCUCUUGUGCCACUAGUCCACACCUUUCGUUAAAGUGUGAACAGAAAACCUAGAAGACAAUAUCCAGGUGUUGCCUUUCAAUGGGCGGACAAUAAGGACAAAGCUUGGUUGACAAGGGAUGCAUAAUACUCAGCUGAUAUAAUCGGAGCCCCUGUCUGGCUGGCGUGCCUCAGAUUCUCGAUCAAGUUGCAGCCUGGACCAGACGUGUGGCGACCGCCGGAGAGUGCGAGGCUGCCAAGAGCUGCUGACGCACGGACGCUUCAUCCAGACGUUGUGGUAUCAACACCUGGAGUUACCUGUAGAUACCCGCAGCGGUCAGCAUUCUUCUGUCUGCUUGCUUCUAUAGACAACAAAGUGCUUGCUUGAGGUGAAGACAUACAAACUUCUUCUAUGAAAAUAAGAGGGGGUUGUACCACUCUUACUGAACCGUACCAGCGAAAUGAGAUCGGGUGUGUGGAGCUUGUCAUCCACACACCUGUCAUGUGAUAUGCCUGUCAUAGUGGAAGAACACUUUCCGAGAGCACAUACCUAGCCGUCCUUAUUUCACCGUUUAGUCAGAUCGUGCGCGGAAGAAUUUAGAUCGCUGCAAGUGAAGUAUACUAGAUAAGAUCAGGUUAAAAAUUCGUUGAAGUCGAGAAGUGUUUUGCUCUGCUUGAGAAAGUAAACCAACUUCAAAAGAUGUCGGUGAAACUGUUAGUAAACAGAGGGAGUUGGUACUAAGGGAUCCAGCACUUGUGUGGUCUGUGCUGUCAAUGCACUGUUAUCUGCUCGCAAGGAUGGCUUUGUUUCCGAAACAUCACAUGUCACGGAGAUAAACAUUUUUGUCACAGGCUGAGCGCGGACUCGGUGACAUUACUGUCAGCUGAGACGCAUGCUGUAGAUACGAGACUUUCUGUGGAGGUGUGUGACUACUCAUAAGUUUAUAUAAGCAGAUGCUCAGCCAGAGAAGAGCAGAAUAAAGUUUUGCGAAGUCAUUUCUUGAAGGUUUUAGGCUUUUAUUUUGUCGAUGGCCACGUAUCAACGGCAGCCCGCUGGUAAAAGUGAAGUAAGAUGAUGUUUUACCAGUUGCGCGGCCUCUAAACAUAUAUUCUGUUGCAAACCGUCUUACCAAAGGAAAAAAAAAAACAACAAAACUUUCAAGUCUGGGAUGCGGAGUCGGUGGUGAUAGCACUAUCCUGCACAUGCGCAUCAACUAGAGGUCGUUCUAAGCGCGUCCCAACGGACCUCAAGCGUUCGGCUUCUCCGCUAAAUUCAGAGGUCAGAGUGCGUUGCAAAAUGCUGAUUAUUUCCCCCUGCCGAGGCCUCUGGUUUCGCGACAAGGAUUAUUACACGACUAUGGGUGUUGAAAUGGUUAACAGUUUUGCCACAUGAACCAGAUGGGUAUAACAGUGAGUGACUGGGACAUUCGAUAGCAGCAAAGUUUUAAUCGGUGCCCUUAACCCAUUUACACGCAGUGCCGCCAAAGAGCCAGAAUUAUUUGAACUUCUCAAAAGAAAUUACCUUCGCAGCGUUCACAGAUUACAUUUUGCGGCCUGUGUCUCAAUUCAGUUGCUUAAUCCUCGCGUUUCCUUCGACAGGCAAGUGUAUUUCACAGUAAUUGCCGACGGGCCAUCGUUGGAUCCGCACUGCUUUUGUGACUCGUGCUUCUAGUGGCGCCAAGGCCGUCCGUUGCAGACAAGGAGGGAAAUUCGCAUUCUUCAAGUGUUUCUGUUGUCACAAGAGCGGAAACCUUGGGAUCUGUUUACAUUUUAGUGUGUUCUGCUUCGUGUGAGACCAAUCAGCGCGGAAAUGGCGUCGUGUGAUCAAAGCGAGAUUCUGCGAGAGCUGACUGCUUCUUCAGAACGAGCAUUUGUACGGCGUCGAACCAUCGGAAGUCGCCUGGGCAGGAUCAGGCCGCUGAAGGAGAGGUUACGGGCCCUAGGAGCCGGGGCCAGCUGUGCCAAAGGUAAAAGGGCACCAGUUCAACGGUCGAGACCUUCAACGUUUGGCACCACAGCCCAGCCUGCUGCCAGACUUCCAGAAGAACAGGCAUUACUGCAGGAAACUCAAAGCCCAUUUGAUCUGCGGUACCAUCUGCCCUUCUCCCAGCCUCCAUUCCCUUUCAUCAACGCAGUCGCACCAACUAGCAUCUUGCCGACACAGCACACGGCACCCAGACACAUCGACAGUCGGCGCGCAGCAUGUCCAGGCGUCUCGCCUUGCCAAAUCAAUCGCACAAGUUUGUCCAAAGCUAGCAGUGGCCUUGAGAAGACUUUGCCUCACCCAUGUUCUUCGACGCCUUCACUGGUCAGCACAGUCCAGUCGUCACCUGAGCGUGGCCUUGACCCACUCCGUUCCACACCUUUACUGCCGCUCAGCGAUUCUUCCCACAACAGGUGUGCCAGCGAAGAUAGAGGGGCGUGUGCAGUUCGCAAUAUACGUCACUUCCGGUAUAGUCAAACAUCGGAAGCGAACUAUUGUUCUCACAGAACUUCGCAGGACUCGACUUGCCGUUUUGGUCAAGGGUUGCAGGUUACUACCUGUUCAUACCUGCGGUGCAGCAACCGCAGGGCGCCGUACGGUGAGUGUGAGUGUGUCCACAAACUUCGGUUCGAAUCUGUCUGCAGUCCCCUUUGUGCAAGGGGGACCAGACAAUGGAAUUCCGAAUCCAGAAUAUGCGACGACAAUUCGGAUAGUGGCAAUAACAGUCAUCAGUGUAGAAGGAACCCAUUGCCAGAGUCUCUUGUCCUGCGACAGAUCAGCGCCUCAGACUCCUCCUUACCAGGCAGCACUUCAGUAGCCUGAAUCGUGAUGGCCUGCACAGGCACGGCUCACAGCCGCAACUAACAGGCUACCGAAGUGGCCAACGAUAUCCAUGGGAGGCCAGUUCCACGUCUUCUGUCUGCCCCCGACACCAGUCCCCACUUGCUAGCGAUCCACCGCGUCCUGGACACUCGGCUCCCGUCAGUCGACGCGCCAGCCAAGAAGAACUUUUCACCGGAACACUGCCCCCAGCUUGCUCGACUGACGCUGCGGUUGUGAACACCAGGGCGCGAGGACUGUGGAGAGGUCGAUGCUGCUCCCUCAGGCAGGUGGUGUCGAGGAUGCUACGACUGCGCUACGUGGGCCGCUGUCUGCUCGUCCUGCUCCUGACAGCCGUCGGAGGUCUGCUGGCUCAUGCCACCUUCAGAGACCACAGGAUCGACAGUAAACCUAGCGGUGGCAUGGUCACGGGCGGGUUCGCAGGUGGGGUCAAGGUCGGAGAUGGAUACGAAAGUUUACUACCGGCACAUAUGUUAAUGAAAAUGCACUUGCGGUCUGUGCCACUGAGAGAGUUCCAGGAGAAAAUCAAUCAAGUCGACGAUGAGUAUGACAUUCUCCGGAUAUUUUUAGCAGACAAAGACCUUAGUAACGAAGCCAUCAGGCAGAUUCUGAUGUCACGCAAUGACGACGAGCCUGUAGAAAUAAAGAAGAAACGGACCGAGUCAACCGAUGAGUUUGAGGAUGACGACUACGAAGAUUCAGACCCAUCCAGCUACAUGGACGGAGAAUACGAUGGAUACCUGAAUGAUGAAAACCGCCGCAGCGAUCGCCUUCUCGAAGAACUGGCUGAAGCUCACCACCAUAUCGAGGAAGUAAAGAUGAGUCCGGUAUCAGAAUGCCGGGUCCCGCAGCCUCAAAUCGUCAACGUGGAAGACCCUAAGAAGCAGGGCAGGAUACUAUACCCGUCAUGCACCGUCAUCUACCGAUGUCGCAACGACAGUGGCUGCUGUGGCCCUCGCGAAGAGUGCGGUCCGAAGACUGAGCGAGUAGUUUUCAAGACGUUUAUGGUACUUCAAGAACGUGCGGCCAAAGCCUCUUUGACAAGCAUUGAGAAAGUGGCCUUCAUCAACCACACUGAGUGUCAGUGCCGCAACAAGCCCCGCCUUCCCGAUUGUAACCAGAAGUGCCCGGGUGUGUUCCGAAUGUACCGACGAGGCUGGCGAUGUAUGUGCGACUGCCUGACGGCGCCCAACGAAAUCUUCGAACAGUGCGAAAACGUCAAGAACGGCAUCAAACCACUGGGGGAGAAAGACCUGGUCUGCAUCAAGAGCGGGGAGUGCAUUAAGCCGGCAUGCUCCGUUGGCGAGUUCGACGUCUCCGGGGGCCUCUGCCCUCUCAAGAACGAAUAUGACCUCAGCCUCCGUCUGAGUAACCGCCCUCGUCACAAGCGAAAAUCGCAAACAGAAGGCUCCGGGGACGACUAAACCGACUCUGUGAUCUUAAGACGCUCUGUUUUGUAACACACCAACGACACGUGUCUUGCGUGAUGUGUGAUAUGCUGCGUGCCAUGUGUCACGCGUGUGUCACUCGUGUGUGUCUGUGGUCAGAGACUGGAAACUGGAGACAAUGCUCCGUGCGUGAAGUGACAUAUCAGAACAUGGUGAAGGUGGUGGUGCAGUAAGAACGUGAUUAACCUGAAAUUUGUAAGACUUGGCGUCAGCUAUACUGAUCACACGCACCCUGGACAUAGAUGUCGCCACACAGAUGACAGAUGACAGCGUGAAGCCUCGGUAUUCUGUCAAGCCUGACAGAAUAUUUUUUCAUGAUGCACAUCGAGCAGGGACAGAGCCGACAAACAUAACUUGCCAGUGUAGCUCUGAACACCUUUUCUCGCAGAGGGCAUCAGCUGAGUUAACUAUUAGGAGCAAACACGGUACACCUGUCUGCAGUUCAAACUCUUGCUGCCUAAAGGAGGAUCCACGUUCGGGUCAUGGCUAGCAACAUAGAUCGAGUUCAUUGAGUGAACUUCCCACAAAACUAAUUUGUGUACGUUAAUAACAGACCACUUUCCUCAGCGCUGUAAAAAUAGUGAAUGUGUUACUAAUGAAAUGAGAUGAACCUGAAAGAGGGCAGUUUUGUUACCGGGAGGAAAACCCACGUCAGAUGGAUUUCUUCAAUUUGGCAGGAGAAGCGUGAAUGCCACGACCCAGACUUUGUAGCAUCUCUUUUUCUGUAUCGAUAUGGCGGAGCAUCCAACUGGGAGUAUGUACCUCAUGAGAGUAUAGCGGCGAUAAUCUUGCCCUGUGUUUUGUUUUGGAAGAAAAGGAGUCGGCCCUCUGGACACUCACGCAGCCCGCCAGACGGCUGAACAGUAAGAUGGGCGAGAAAAACACUUCCUAAUUGUUCUGAUAUUGUUGGUGCUGCAUUAAAAAGCCCCCUCUCACCGCCCCAGCCAGCUCACACGAGAACUGCCUGAGUACCUGGCUUUGAAUGGUGUUACCUGGUUCAGAAUCCACUCGAGAUAUAAAAAAAACUGUUCAAACUCGCCAGUUUUAGCAUGCAGGAAGUGCGUGGAGACAUCUUUUCAAUGUUGUCUGCUGUCUUUAAUGCUGUCAGGUGCACUUCAUUUAUUCGCUGUUUGUCAAACAAUAUUUCUGACCUGGGCAUACUCUGCCCUAAUGUCUAUUUUCAGUCCUCAUUGCAUUUAAGUGCACAAGUACUUGUCAACAAUAUCCGUCAACGUCAGCAUUAACAGUUGUAUGUUUUGGACAAGUACUGCACACGCUUUGUAAAUCUUUAGGAUAUGAUAUUCUUUUCGUCCCUUUUCAUCUGCUCAGUCAAAGGCCAUGAACUGGAUAGAGUGUGAGAAAGGGAGACGUGUGUUGUUCUUUACUUUGUUGAUGUUGCCGUCAUUGUGGUGUCUGUGAAAUUUUCUCGUACUUAUAGGUGUACAUUUUCGUCGAUGAUUAUCUUCACUGUCUUUGUCAUUUUAAUCAGCGUAGUCAUCACUCUUUUUGUUGCAGCAAUUACAUUUCCUUUCUUUUAAAAAAAGUCAGAUUGUAACUGCAAACGUGUUCAUUAACUUAUUUCACAUUUCAGCUGAUGCACAUUUCUGACCAGUGGCUGUUGUAAUCUAGGGACUGAAGUUAUCGAAGUAAUGUUGACGUAUUCUUAUCCUCUCAUCAUAGUAGCUACUCGACAAGGGCCUUAACUGCUAUUGUACUGUUUGUCUUUAAUUAACUGUCUGCUUUCUUGUAGGUUAGCCUGUGUGUGUUUCUGUGCGACCGUGCAGUUCAGUGGGAACAUGCGGAUGGACGUUGGUUUGUAAAUGUGGACAGACAUAAUGUUUGUUGGAAUCUGCGUCCUCGCUUUGCCAAAGAUAUUGUUCUACAGACACUGGGGCUUAUAUCAAAAUAUUUUGCUAAAGAACAUUACCCACUAGGUCAUUUUCUUGUAAAACACGUCUGAAAGGCUUUUAAUUUAAUAAAACUCGUAGCUUACAUUGACCAUCAACCACACCCACCCCAAAGAGUGCCCAAGUAUGAUUGUUACAUUUUGUAGAGUGCUGUCCCUGUGUCAAAGGCCACGCUUUGCCAGUAGUGCUUAAGGUCCAUGGUUAAGGGUUUGUGGGAGGUUGCUGAUAGGUAGUCACAGCACGAGUAGUCGAGGAAUAAGGCACCGUGUGGCAGCUGUUAAACGGGUACCUUUACAUCUAGAGGGUUAGGGAUGGAAAUGCAGCAAGUUAGAGUAGGUGGGCACCGCCACCACGGAAAGAGAAAAACGAAGAUAAGGAAUUAUUAAAUAUAGGAAGCAUCAAAACAGCAAAAAAAAAAACCAUCAAAAAAGUGUUUCACAAGGAGCAGUUCUAUCUCCUACUCCUUUUAUUAUCGUUAUGAACGACCACAUGUAUAAUCUUUAGCCUAAACACAGCCAGUCAAACUUAAUCUCAGCUAUGCCUGUGUAUCAACAGCAGUUAUUAUGUCUGCUUAGCUUCAUACAAUAAAAUAACACUUAUGCCUUAACACGUAUUUGUAAAAUAAACUUUAAGUAUAUAAAGAUACACUAAGGUGGUUACAUGACCGCGAAACAGAUGUCUUUGAAUAUCCAUACCAGUAUAAAGGGAUUUUUGAUUCUAAAUGAUCAGUUUUUCGUAAUAUGAAAACUCAUGAAUAUUUAAGAAUCAGUCAAUAAAAACAGUAUAGGUGUAGGUGUAAAUAAUAUAAGAGCUUAUAGGAAAUAUCACUUAAUGAUAAAGUUCUAAUCAAGGUGUGUGUAAAUCUUAAUAACAGUUACUAUACAUGUUAGAAUAGUAAUCUCUUUUUGAUAUGCAAGCACAAAUACAUUGAAUGUCCUGUGUACGUUUGAAGACUUGUUCAGAGUUAAAGCUUCAGUUUAUUAUAAUGAACAGCGUUUAAAAUUAACAAAAAAACUGCUAAAAAUCGUCUAAAAACACUCUAAAAGUCGUGAUGAAUGGAUAUAGUCUUUUGAUGUAUGUCUAGAGGUUGCAGCCUCUCGGGGAGAUCUUUGCCACACUUAGGAUGUUGUGUGUAUAUUUGUAACUUCUGCCACAGACAACCAGGCGGAGCUUUGUAUCCAUUCAUCUACCGAGUGCAAUGGUGGCAAAAACCUUCAUUUCUCUUGUUUGUACAUAAUGCCUUUAUGUUUAACCGUUCAAUAUUGCAUUUAGUUUGUUUUUCUUCUUGGGGCUCGUUGGAGUUCUGUGUGGAUCUUAACUAAUUUAUUUGUGGAGUGUCAGCUGGCAUGUCACAUGGGGAGCUAUUUAUAGUGUGUUGGGUACAUGAGAAACGACUGGAGAGGCUGUGCGCAUUGAAUCUCAAGUUGUAGCCAAUUCUCACACCAGGGAACAUGUUACGUAUUACUUCUGUAUUAUUUUGUGGACUGUAUUGCUUUUAUACAUCCAAGCACGACAAGCCUUCAUAAGACAUUCUGUAGAUAUAGUUUUAUUACUUAUAUUGUAUCGGUAUCAUUUCUGACGCCUCCUUCUCGUCUUUAUAUUAUUAUAUAUAUACACUUUUUCUUUCUGGUUUCUUUAUCACGAAACGUAAGCAUCGCCCUCGGAUAACUACUAUACAUGCUGGCCCAGAUAAUACAAUAUUUUCAAAGUAAUGGAAUGGUUAAUGUUGUAACACCUAAUCGUAAUGAAUACAUACUGGUCUCCCAUCCCACUGCUUAGAUGUUUACAAGGAACAGAUGUGACUUGGCCGGUACCAGAAUAGCAAAAACAAAUGGCUAACUAAACUGUAAUCUUGGUACAAUCAUUGCAAAUCGUAUUGUAAAAUUCAAACACCACAAACUGUAUUGUAAACCCAGUCACCGAUUUGUUACAUUGGUUUCAACAAAUCUCAAUCCUGGAACUGCACGGAGGGGAGUACGAGAGAAAUUAUAGCCUCAUCAGUCUGUAUUGUCCGAAGCUGGCUUUUUCUGUUAAAAAGAUUAUUGUUGAACCUUUUAAAUUUAAGAUAAUAAACAAAUAGAUCACUUCUCAGAAAGAUCCAGAAGCAUGAGGUUCUGCCACACUGUGCCUUGCCAGAAGUUAGUAACUUGGGAUGAGGCUGCGAGUAAACAUCUUGAGCGAAA
Molecule: messenger RNA, 10105 nt
Organism: Pomacea canaliculata
Lineage: Eukaryota; Metazoa; Mollusca; Gastropoda; Architaenioglossa; Ampullariidae
Exons: 9
Coding region: 4849-5991 (380 amino acids)
Cellular component (GO): membrane
Molecular function (GO): growth factor activity
Source: RefSeq, a predicted model, not a curated record